AUGGCUUCCCAACUGGACAACGGGAUCAUACGUGGCAGUUCGCCAACCGAGCUGGCACAAUACCUACGGGCAGAGCUCCCUCACGGGUGGGAGCCCAUCUCGAAACAUCUCCUGGCAUCGGUUGCUUCUGGUGCCAUCCCACCAACCGUUUUCCAGGUCUGGCUGGCCGUCUGCAAGGAUCCCCAUGCCGUCGUAUUCGCUCUGCGACAGGAUGUAUCGGUUCUUGCCAGACAUGUGGCCAUCAGACGUUUCGGCAAAUGGCUAAGAACGGCCGAUGAGCUGCAAGCCAUCUGGCAAGCAGUAGGGGAAACCAAGGGCCUGGUCGGCUUGAUGGCAAACUUCAGCGUCGAUGAAGUCCACCUGUUAUGCCGGACCGUCCAACUGCAGUGCAGAGCAACAGGUGCCAAGGAGCAGCGUGAGAGUAUCGUUUCGGAACUAUACGGUGCUCUGACUGGCACUGGAAAAGUUCCAAACCCUGAUUCACGCCCUUUGUCCGCGAUAUAUGGAAAGCUGGUACCAGCUUGCAGUGCUGAGACCACUUUGGCGUUCGCCAAAGACAAGCAUCCUACUCGCAAGGCCUAUGAGAACCAUACCAACGCAUACGAUCAAUAUGCUCUACAACGCCUGUUUCCCAUCGAAGGGGAGGCUGAAAAGAUUACAGCAUUCACGAAGUUGUUCGAAGUGAACCGCCCCCUCGCAGUCCAUGUCCUGCAACGCAUUGCAGCCGAUAGCACCGCCCUGGAGCACAACAAGCUAGGACUGCGGAAUGACCUCAUAAUUCCACUGCUCAGGCGAUCGUAUCAUUCUCGUCAUCAUUCAGAGACUCAACAGGUCUUGCAGAUCGCAGUCGAAUGUGCACAGAAGGAGCCUGCAAUCCUGGGUGGUUUCACCGACAAGGAUGAUCCAUUGUUCUUCUAUGCUGUUCAGCAUUGGAAACGAUCGCCUAGAAGAGAGAAAGCAGAGAAGCUGCUGGCUGACCUCAUAGGGGUUAUGCCGGAAAUAACAGGUUUCAUGCUGCUUGUUCACGCAUUGAUGCAAAACGUCGAACCGGCGUUGCGAUAUCCUCUUCUGUGCCUGAGUCUUCGCAAUUACAAGAGUGUCGCGCUCGAUCUUGAGUCUGAAGACUCCGAAGUGGAUGAGAAGCUAAAGGAAUACCAGAUGCGCUGGCCGGCUGGCUUGUUUCUGGCCCUCCCAGCCCCAACAGCUCUACAUCUAUUCAAGCGAUUGCUGAAGACUUUCCCUGAUGGAAAGUUCUACUACAAGGUGGGCUAUGGCGGCAUGAAGAGGCUCAUUGAAGCCUCUUCUGCUGAUGAUACGCUUGAUUUGGACACAGAUGUUGCUAUGACGUUUCUUGCUUCUCGUGUGCCGGCUACUGUCAGCGAGAGUAAAACCUGGCUUGAUCGAGCGAAGGAGGAAAUCCAGGAUCGGAAGUACAAGUCAGGCAAGCAACGCGAAUGGGAACACCGUGCCUCAUGGGCCGUGUCCGUCGUGGAACUGGCUUUCGCUACCGGUUCCCAAGACAUCGUUGCGGACAUUCUCCUCUGGGCACGACGCUACAAUCGAGACACAAACGUCGUCGCUCAUCUGUAUCGGGCCGGUGUCUUCUUCUCAGAGGAUUCAUUCGAUGUGCUCACCGGUCUGCCUCGCAUUACAAGCCCUGGAACACCGCCUGGUCUUCCGGAUAUCAAGUCGGCGGUCGAAAAGGGCAACGAGAUCAUGUUCCAGAUGCUGGAAACAGUCGCCAUGGGCCUCAAGGAACCGGCAUUCAAGCGGUAUAAUUGGAACGGGCUCCUCAAGCUCUUACCAAGCGUUCUGCAACGUCGUUUGGAGAAAACACAGAUUCUUGAAAAACAAUAUGAUCUUUCCAAAGAGGAAGUCUUCGCCCAUAUCUGGCGGCCCACUAUUGAACUCAUGGUGAAAAUCGAAAGAUUUGGGCUUGAGCCAAAACAUAACAAGCUGGAGCUGGCUGCUAUGGACGGCGGCCUGAAGGACUGGGAGCUCGUCACGCCCACGGAGGCAUCCGCAAUGUUCCUGGACAAACUCGCAGAAGAGCGCAACACGAUCUGGACGAAGUUCCGUCCAGAGAGCCACCCAGCCACCACGACACUUGGUAGUCCGUGGCCAAGAGGCUUACCCAUACAACUUCUCGUUCCGCGCCUGUCCGCCGAUAAGUACAGAUUUCCGGAAAUGCCGUAUUUCCAAUCACGCGCUGAAGCUGUAGUCUUUUCGGAUUCGUCAGCUUUGAGUCCUCCGCCACAAGACAAGGAAACUAGGGAUGCGAUAGGUCCAUUCGUCGAAGAUUACAAGUUUGCUCUGGACAUGUUCAUCCAAGGGGCCAAGGAUGAAGAGGACCGCAAGGCACGUGCUCUGAGAGCAUGGGAUCAUGCCACGACUGUUCUGACUGGUGAUCGAAUGUCUGAAGUUGAAGCAGCCCGGUUCUGGCUGCGCGUCUUUGACUCUGAAAGCUACGCGCAUCUUCUCAAAGACUUGGCUUGGCUGAAACUUGCACCUAAACGCAAGAUGUUGUUACCUCACCUUCCUGAAUACGACGAGGACGGCCCUAUUGAGUGGAAUGAGUCCUCAAUAAAGAUGUCAUUCCAGACACCCUACAAGACUUUCCACAAGACUUGCCUGGACUGUAUGCUCCGUAGAGCACAGAGCUGGGAAUGCCCGGAUCUCUGGAGCACUGACUUACCUUUCCACGAGGGAGCGUCCAGCAUCGGAGACAGUCGGCUCAUGUCUUUUUGGACUAGUGCAAAGCCUUCGUCCAUCCCCAGGUCUGCUGCUGAUGCAAUGACAGCUGCGGCUGUGUGUUAUCUCAACAGCAAAUACGGCGCAGAUUCUUCCCUAUUACUGAAACCACUCCCGUCGCGGAAUGACAUACGAUUCCCGCCUUUGUAUCUCGAUCAAGACUUCCUAGAAUCUACGAAAGAAUCGAACAGGGCUUACUACGACCGCCAAGCUCUCAGGCAGCUUGCUUACAGUCCGCCCGCUGAUAUCAUGGUCCACCUGGCCCAGUCAAUCUUGAAACGUCUUGAGGACGAGGCUCCGGAGGAGGACCCGAAUGGACGUGAAGUCGCCAUCAAAGUGGUGAAGCACCUGACGCGUAGUGAUCACCCAGAAAUCGCUCGCGACUUCGUGCGGGACAUCAUUCUAAAUCGGCAAGAAGACAGCUCAUGGCAUCGCCAUCUCUUCAACGUUGGGUACUUGCGACGCCUUCCAGCGAACGGUGUUAGGGCUUUUUUCGAGAAUUUAGCUGCAGAGAUACAGGUGCGAUUGCAACAGCACACUGAAGGACGGGCAAAGUACUGGGCGGAAAAGAAGAGGCUCGAGGAUGAUGAACCCGCCGAAGAGAGUGUCGCCUCCACAGCUCCCGCAGUCAAGGUGUCUACUGUGAAGAUGUUUGCGCUUAUGCUACGGGAGGCAGACUAUGUCGAUUCACGCUUCAGCUGCGACCUUCUCGUCAAACUUCUGGCGAGUUUCAAGCAACUUGAUAUCCAAAUUGCCAUUGUCGAAGCUCUCGUGAGCAUCUUAUUGGAGACAAAGGAGGUAGAACUCCAAGCCUUCAUUUACGAAGCCUUAGAGAAAUACGCCAUCCCAAUUGCAUCCUCUAUCAACGAGCGUCGCCCUCUUACCGAAAGGAUGUGGCUUGCUGCCGAAAAGGACGAUAGGGCUAUCCCGGGAUUCUACGAAGACAACCCGGCGACUCUGCCACCUCUCCUCACUCUUCUGUUGGAGACAACCAGCCGUUGGGAGAAGAACAGCACCGGUUACGACAGGUGGAUUUCACGCAUCUUGCAGCCAGUUGUGGAGAAGUCAAUUGCAAACCACGCGCGCUGGAAUGCAUUAUUUGUAAGAAAGCAUGGCUUUGACAUUGCUGAAGGAUAUCUAGCGGCGGUCCCGACGCAGCCAGAACUGCUGUACAGGCUGUGGAAUACCGUGCCUAAAGCCAUUACCAAGGCCAACUUUGAGGCAUGGAAGCAGUAUGCUUGGAACAACCUCAGGCCUCACGCUGGGUUACAAGCUGCAAACAACGCCAUUGCAGACGAUCAUGAUCUGCAGAAAUCGAAUCCCGGCAGGCACUGGCUGCGCAUCUGGAACCACGUCGAUGCGCCUUUCGACUGCGGUAUCAACCAGGUCGCUCGCUUCUUUUCGACUCUGGGUCCUGAGGAUCAACAAAUACUCACCCAACAGGUGCCUCUUCAGGAUAUGCGAGACUUCCUACAGGCAGUGUUGGAGGACCUGAUCAUGCACGGCCAAAGUGACGAAUUCUCAAAGCUUGUUGAUCUUUUUACACAGUCCCCUCGCGAGAAGGGCAAGAAGCGUUGGACUAUUGGCUUCCUGCCGGUCGUCGAGCACAGCCUUAUGGUAGUUGAGAAACUUCGGACCGCUGAGUGGCAGGGAAACCCACAAAGACACCCAGCGACACUACCGCAGGAGAUUGAUAUCAAGCUCAAAAUGCUACAACUCAAGUACAAGGAGAAGAUUGAUGACGCGGGUGAGAGCAAUGUUGACGACCUCGUCUCCGACAUUUUGGGUUUUCUCAACGAGAUGCUAAGCGACGAUGCGCCAUACCACCGUGUAUGGGACAGGUUCUACUACGCCGUCCGGGGUAGUGCUAAAUCCUCGUCUUACUUGCUUGUGGGUAACAAACUUGCCGAGUCCGUGUCACUGCAACGGCCGCAACUGGCAGAUCAGUUGAAGGUCGACCUGGUGACCAGGCUCUUCAAGGACGCUAGGGACUCCCAAGAGAUACCGGGCAGAGAGGCCGCCGUUGGCGUGCUCAAGGGCUGGCUCGAAUGCCCCAGUGAGCCAAUCCGGAGGUGUGGCAGCCAUGCCGUCGAACACUUGGUUCGCGAGUGGGAUGCAAGCCGUGGCUGGUUAAGCGCGGAGGACAUGCAGGCUCUCGGAGUCCUGCCCAAGGAAUCUAGCCGCAGUGCCGGGGGGCGAGGACGUGCCACUAGACGUAUGCGAGGUCGAGGAGGUCGGGGAAGGGGGCGUGGCUGGUAA
Neoarthrinium moseri is the source of this 5010-nucleotide messenger RNA. RefSeq lists its product as uncharacterized. The coding region runs from base 1 to 5010 and encodes 1669 amino acids. NCBI's taxonomy places the organism in Eukaryota, Fungi, Ascomycota, Sordariomycetes, Amphisphaeriales, Apiosporaceae. The transcript has a single exon. The record is from RefSeq and is a predicted model, not a curated record.